AUGGCUGAGCCUUCCCAAGAUGUUAAAACAAAAAAGGGUGGUUGUCAAUGUCUUACAAAAAUCAGCAAUUUUAUUACUGGAUCCAUGGAAAAAGGAUUUUACCGGUAGGUAUAGCAUCGACUGUUUUUCUCCUUAAGCUUAAGCUUAUCUGUCAAAUAAUGAAGAGUCUCAGAAUUUAUCUUUUAUAGUCAUUAUAUACUUUAAAACAUAAGAAAGAACAACUACAACUCUUGACACACUAAUGACCGGUUGAUACUUUCAAGGAAAGUUCAUAUCGUUAUUUUUUAUUCCCUUACUGAAAGUUUGCUCGAGUUGAGUGUUAUUUGUACAUUACGUAAUCUUUUUCGGUAAUAAAAUUUACAUUCUGUAGACUUUAACCUUUUUAAAAAUGGAAGAAAAUGUGAAGUGUUAACACUGACUUAUUCAUUCUUUUCAGUGGAACAACUUGGCUGUCAGCUUCUUAAAAAUCCGGAAAAUAAUUAAGCUCAAAAAAUAAUUGUUAUUUUGUGGUGGUUGUCCUUCAAGUUAAAACACCUGCGCGUACGUCAAUAUAGACGUUAUAACGGCUAUCGUAUCCCAACAUCUUGACGAUGGCCAAAGCGUCAAACAGACCACUUGCACUUUUUGCGUAAUAUCAAAUAUCAGCUUACCGCAGGUAAAUAUUAACCCGCUUAACGCAUGUAUCAAAACUUUCAACAUGGCGGAUUAGCGGAACGAAAGUAAUCAAUCCCAUCACCUGACAAUUCUCCAAGUCAAUUUCCGAACUUAAAAUGAGUUUCAGUCUCUUCGAUGUUCUCCACUGGAUUUGAAAACAGCAUUAUCCCUGGUGUUACAAUUUCGUGUCCUAAGCUGACAAAAUUUCAAUAUGGCGGAUCUACAAAUUCCCUGUUGUUUCUCGGUCGACUUCUCGUCUUUCGUGAGCCUGAAAGAGGUAAUUUUGAAAGUACAGCUGGUUGAAAUAAUCAUGUCAGAUAUUCAAUUUACAAGAGAAUAGAAAUAUAGGCUGUUCGCAUCUCUAUUUAUUGAUGUUGAAGAUAAUGUCAUCGCUAUUAUUUAAAAUUAAUUUAUGUUAAUUCAGUGACAUGAGAAACAUCGUUCAUGAGCGCUGAACUAUUGCAUGCUGAGUAACUUUUUUGAAAGGAGAAUAAUUCAGUUUGAAAGUGUUGGUGUGUUUGAAAUGAUGCGUUUAUUUAUUUGACUGACAGAGCUUUUGCAUUAUUUGAAUGUAUAUUUUUUGCAAAAUAUCCAAAUGUUCUGUACAUAACUGUUUCCUUCACUUAUAAUCCCAAGAUGAUGAUGUAAUCGAUGGAAAGUUCGUAUUCGAAACCAGUUGAACUUCAAAUGUUAGUUGAUUUUCAUUACAGGGUUCACACAUUAUAAAAGCACACCCAAACACACCAUAGCAUUUUGCCAAUGGAACAUUUGAAUUUUUAAAGUUGGUUUUGUUGAUUGUCCAACUGGGCGCUAUAAGCUACAACAUAUUGGUUUCAAAUGCAAAAGACAAGAACCCUGGUGAGAAAGGAAAACAGAGAUUGGUACAAAUCUAGAUGAAGUCAGCUUGGAGAUAAAUUUGUGAUUGGUGCUUAAAUAAUGAGUAUUGUUGCAACAUGUUUCAAGUGACACUCUCACAUGCCUGUUAACAGCAGUGCGGUGCACUUUUGGGUGUUUCAGAAAGCUUUUGUUAUAUUGGGCCUUUUGCAACAAGACAAAUUAUUAUCCUUUAAGUAGAAAUUUCUGUUUUAAGAAUGGCAUUAUGCAAAAAUUCUGUGCUUAGAGUAUAUCAAAAAUGAAAUCCCUUUUCUCUAGAGCUCAAUUGAACAGAUCAAACUGAAUCAAAGCAAUAAUAAAGUUAUGUCGUGUUUGGGUGUCAAACUUGCCAAAAAGUUCACUUCUGGUGUUUGAUGGUCAAACCCACUUCAUAAUCAAUCAAGACUGCGAUCUUUUAAUGGGUGUGCUGGAUUUUUUGUUUGGUUUUUGUUUGAUAGAUUUUGAGAGAACUACUUCAUAUACGAUAGUAAUUUGCAUUGGUUCUAAAUACUUGUUUUGCCAUAUCGGGCUCAAAUAUUUUUAUUGACCCUUUAUUUCUUAGACUGGGAAAAGCUGUCGGUGGAAGCCCAUGGAUCACGAUCCUAAUUUCACUUCUUGUUGUUGGAGUAUGUUUGGUUGGCUUGGUCAGAUUUACUCAAGAAAGUCGUGGGGAAAAGUUAUGGACACCUGGAGAUUCUCAAGCACAAAAACACAAGGAUUGGGUUGAUGAAAAUUUUCCAACAGAUAGACGUGUGACCAGAUUUUUACUUGUUGCUGGGGAUGUGUUGACUCCUGCUAUUUUAAAAGAGGUAAGUGAAAAGCUAAGAGAUGGAUAAAUACAUCAGGCCGUGGUUGAUCAAAAGUUGGAUAGAGCUAGCCACUAGGUCCCAGUUUUUAAAAAGGUGGAUAGCGCUAUAUCCACUGGAUAGGGCAAUUGGUGUCCUUAAUACUUAUCUGCUGGAUAGUGAUUUAGCCGGUGGAUAGCUCUAGGUCCAACUGAGCUAAUCCUGCUGUGGAUAGUUCUGAUAGCUACAAGGAGAGUGUUCCCAUAGGGGGUACUGCCUUUAUAUGGCCUAAAUGGGGAUGUACCGCUGGACAGGGUAUGGUUUUCAUCCUCUCUCUCCUAAACAUGGUAUGUAAUAUUGCGUGAGUUUGUCAGGGCUAUCAUUAAGUUUUUAAUGUCUGCAACUCAGCGACAGAAAUUCCAUACUGAUUAUGUAAAAUUUGUCUGGAAUCUGGUCAGGAGCUCUGAUUGGUCGAUAUAGUAGUUAUAUUGUUUUCCCUAUUAUUUACAAAUGACAGACAAAAGACAAAAGGCCACAAAUGUCAAAUGUAAAUGUAAUGAAUCUAUUACAAAACAGUCAAUAUUCCUAGAACAUAUUCUCCUGUAGAAAAAGCAUCUGAGUUUUGCCAGAGCUCAUAUGCAAGAGAUCACAAAACUUUACCAUAAUCAACCAGGAGAAACAUAAAAUCAAACAAAUUUACAUUUGGAACCCCAUAUCUACCAGAUUUAUUAUGUAAAUAUUGAUUUACGUCAUCAGUAUGGAAUUUCUGUCGCUGAGUCGCAGACAUUCCUCCUGGCGAAACGUUCCUGUUGGCAAGGAGCUAGGAGAAAUGGCUGUAUCUGCAGGCUACGGCUCACCUUACGACCCAUAGAUACCAAAAUAAUGUUUGAGUCAAACCCUCAGCGGCUCACCUAUACCAAAAUAUUGAUCGAGUAGUCUCCCCCGCCCCCACCCCCUUUCCCCUCUAGGACGGUGUUUGAUCCCUUUUUUUUAUCAAUAGGCAAUGAUGAUUCACAAAAAGGUCCUGAAGAUCGGCAAUGGGACAGAAUUAGCUUGGGAGAAAAUAUGUUUUAGGUAAGUGUUCUGCAGNAUAUUGAUUUACGUCAUCAGUAUGGAAUUUCUGUCGCUGAGUCGCAGACAUUCCUCCUGGCGAAACGUUCCUGUUGGCAAGGAGCUAGGAGAAAUGGCUGUAUCUGCAGGCUACGGCUCACCUUACGACCCAUAGAUACCAAAAUAAUGUUUGAGUCAAACCCUCAGCGGCUCACCUAUACCAAAAUAUUGAUCGAGUAGUCCCCCCCGCCCCCACCCCCUUUCCCCUCUAGGACGGUGUUUGAUCCCUUUUUUUUAUCAAUAGGCAAUGAUGAUUCACAAAAAGGUCCUGAAGAUCGGCAAUGGGACAGAAUUAGCUUGGGAGAAAAUAUGUUUUAGGUAAGUGUUCUGCAGACUUUAUUUCCAGGACUGCCUGCUGAUUGAGAGGGAUUGUCAAAACGGCAUCAAAUGUUAUUUAAAGAUAAGUUCCAUGGAUAACCUGGUGCCUGUCAAAUGUUUAUUAAAUUGUUCUAGGUUUUAGCUCAAAACAUUUUAGGAACCAAAACUGCCAAUUUUUCAUGCCAAUUUUAUCCUCGGUUUACAUGUACCUUGCUGACUUACCUUUCAAAUUCAUGCCUAGCGAGCCACUAACAAGCUACUUCUGUAAGACCUUACAUUAUAAAUGGCUCCCUGUUUUCUUCAGUUGCUCCAAUGAUAUUCUCCUCUCCUGCCAAGAUUCUUCACUCCCUAUUAAAUUAAUAAAUUAGUCCCUCAGUUUCAACUGGAUUGUAGCAAGUGUAGUAAUAUUUAAUUGUUCAUCAAUGUGAAUUAUGCAUAAUAGUGUAUUGAUUUCAAUUUUCUUAAAUUCUUUGAUUUAGGCUGGGUCCUACUUGCAUGAUUAAUGGUUUGUUGGAGCUUUGGUCUUUUAACGAGACUGUGAUAAAUCAGCUUAGCAAAGAUGAUAUUUUGAGAAAGAUUAAUCAACAGGAAAUCAUAAGGUAAAAAUAUUAUACUGUACUGUUGCAAUAGACCCACCUUCCACCUUAAUUUGAUGUUGCAAGUUUUGAUGAUAGGAUCAUUUGGUAAAAUCUGUCAACACCACUGAAAAAAGUACCCAAACAUUAGGAAACUUGCCAAGUUUGAAAGUAAUACAUCUUUAGUGAGCGAAGGUGGUUCGUUUGGUGGGGGGGCAAGUUAGUCCCCUUACUAUGUACAAACUUCAGUACAAUUUUGUAACUUUGCCAGGCUAUAUCUUUGUUCGUAUCAACAAGUCUAUCUUAUAUAAAACCUGGCAAUUUUGCUAUUUUUUAGGCUCUUUUGAGCGGUGUCGAUGGUUUUUUACUAAGCGGUCUUUGUCAAAAGUUGAAAAAACUGUGGAAGGGACUACAGUCAAAUCCCUUUAUAGCGGACACCGUGGUGGACCUUGAUCAUGAGUUACUGCCCUCAUUAGCGAGAGUCCGUAACAGUGGGAGUUUACCGUAAAAUUCCGAAAAUAAGCCCUUCUAUGUAUAAGCCCCUCCAAAUAUAAGCCCCCCAAACCGGUAACGUAAAAAACUCUCUGUUAAAUCACCCCUCCAAAUAUAAGCCCCCAGAGCUUGUAACUGGAAAAUUGCCCUCAAAUACAAAGUAAAACAAAGCAAAAACGGUAAAUUUACUUCCAACUAUAAGGCUAGCCCAAUCGAUUUUGAGACGCAAAUUUCCAUCUGUAGAUAAGCAGCUCUGAAUAUAACCCCUCCAAAUAUAAGCCCCUCCAAAAAUAAGCCCCUCAAAAAGGGUCUUUGAAAAAUAUAAGCCCCGGGGCUUAUUUUCGGAAUUUUAUGGUAUUUUACUCAAACAUCUAUAAUAAUAUUUAUUUUUGCCUGGGAUUUAGCUGCUGUCCGUAUUAUCUGGGUGUCUGUUAUAGCGGGCUGUGUACAAGGCAAGAGUUGACGGUAUUCAGCUCAGCAUACCCUUUUUGCCUUAAAUUUAAAAGUACAAUGAUAUUGACCAGAUGAUCACAAUGGCAAAAUCGGUUACAUGACUGUACAUUGAAUAUGUGGCCAGAGUGUCAAAGUCCUGUGGAGGGUCACAUUUUUUGACAAUAAGCAAAGAAACCUUAAGUCAAAUCUCAUUUUCGUAGUCUUUCUUGUCCUCGAAUCUACAGGUCCCUCAGUGUUUAUUAAAUGCAGACUUUGUAGGUUUUCUUAAAUUCAAGGUUAAUUAAGUUAANCAAGGCAAGAGUUGACGGUAUUCAGCUCAGCAUACCCUUUUUGCCUUAAAUUUAAAAGUACAAUGAUAUUGACCAGAUGAUCACAAUGGCAAAAUCGGUUACAUGACUGUACAUUGAAUAUGUGGUCAGAGUGUCAAAGUCCUGUGGAGGGUCACAUUUUUUGACAAUAAGCAAAGAAACCUUAAGUCAAAUCUCAUUUUCGUAGUCUUUCUUGUCCUCGAAUCUACAGGUCCCUCAGUGUUUAUUAAAUGCAGACUUUGUAGGUUUUCUUAAAUUCAAGGUUAAUUAAGUUAAUAAUUUUUUUUUAAUUUUAGCCCUGUCACCAACAAGAAGUUUGUGCUUUCCCAGUACAUUGGCGGGAUUGAACGUAAUGGAACAAAACACAUUGUGAAAGCUGAAGCAUCAAUAACAGCUUAUGGAAUUAAAUACAAUCCUGUAUUGAACACAGCUGAGGGACGUUUGGUAAGCAUAUAUUCCCACUCUUUUCUAAAUAUCAACACACAAACUCUCUAGACUGAUCUCCAUACAUUUUCUUAAAAGUUAGUUGCGAGAAUUUGUUAAAAGAUUUAAGUAUUUUCCCUUAGUGAUCAUUUUAUUAAUUCUCUUAACUUUUUCUAUAGAUAAUGUAUUUGUAUAGUUAGGAGAAAAUUGAUAUUGGUCACUAUUGGGGCUUAAAUAACAUUUUGUAAAAUAACUAAGAUAGUACAACUGCUUUGAUUGGCCAAGAGUCAUGUUUGCAUGCUCAAGAGUAUGUAAACAUGGUUGUGAUAUUAAGGUGUUUUGCUCUUCACGCGCUAAUCAUGCAAUGAUGAAUUUGAAAAAGUUUUUGAGUGAAAACUUGACAAGUUUACUUUAUUUUACCCAUUCCCUUGUUGGCUGAAACUUGGAAAAUCUUUACAACCAUGCUGUCUCAAUUGUCGUUUCACUUAAGGCUGACAUAUUAAGCAAAAAAUCCGUAUUUUGGAAAGCAUGAAGUCAGUUAAAUUUCAGUCUAGAUGACCUUUAAAUUUUGCCUCAUCAUAUUUAAUGGUACAAUGGGUAUGGUUAUGAACUGUUGGUUUGGGUAUUGCUGAGGUUACACACGUAUAGAUUCUGUUGAUUUACCUCAGUGGGUUCAAUGACAGUUGGUAGAGGUCUGAAGCUAUUUAUUCCUCACAAUUACCAAUACUUUUAAUAGGAGGAUAAAAUGACUGAAGAUUGGGAAACUGCAUUCAAUGACCUGUUGUCUAGCAUUGAUCUUUCUCCAGUGGAGCUGUUGUAUUACAGUCAACUCCAGUAAGUACAGCAACUUUUCCCUCUUUUUGUAAAAUUAAAGGGGCUGUGUUAUGGCAGUCCAGUUCAUUUUGUUUAAUUUUGCCAGUUACUUGCCCUCAAUCUCUAUGGAAGUUAAAGUAAGCAAAGAAAUUACUUGUAAAUGACACAAGCAGAGAAUCGAGACAAACAAUUAUGUCUCCUGAGCAUUACUUUUCAAGUUGAAAACAGCAGAGAUCAGCUUUGAAAAACUGUUAGGCUGAACAGUUUUCAAAAACCCUAAUUUCAAUCCGUUUCAAUCUUCUUCAGUUUUGCCCAUCCGUGGCAUCUGUUGUAUCUGUGGUGUUAUUUGAACCUUCCUUUAACGUUUUAAGCGCUUAUUUUUAUGUUUCUCUUAAUUUAACCGGCAUUUUGUAAUUACCUACUUUGGCUGAAUUUCGUGACACAGCUCCUUUAAUACUGUAAAAUUCCGAAAAUAAGCCCCUCCAUGUAUAGGCCCCUCCAAAUAUAAGCCCCCCAAACCGGUAACGCAAAGACCCCUAUGUUAAAUCACCCCUCCAAAUAUAAUCCCCUCGGGGGCUUGUACUUGGAACAUUGCCCCCCAAAACAAAGUAAAACAAAGCAAAAAUGGUAAAUUUUCCUCCAACUAUAAGGCUAGCCCAAUCGAUUUGGAAAUGCAAAUUUCCCUCUGUAGAUAAGCCCCUGCAAAAAUAAGCCCCUCGAAAAGGGUCUUUGAAUUUUCGGAAUUUUACAGUAUUUCCGAGUGUCAUAGUGUCAGAGUAUUUGUUGCCUCUUGUCCAGGGCGUGAGAGAACCACUCAGUUCAGUUAAGUUGUUCCUUCCACAAUAAUUUUUCUCUCUCAUUCCAUUCUUCUACAAUGUUCAUGUAUCUCCCUGCUCUAUGACUCUAUUUGUAAAUGACUAAGUUUAUCUUUGUAGAUUCAGCCCACUGUACAUUUCAUCUCUGAGACCUUAAUUGUCUUGACUAUCGUGCAUAAAAUUAAUAAUAAUGGUUUCUAGAGUGUGUUUACUAUCAUGUAAACCAGUCAAAGCACCUGACCAGAUUGUGGACAGAUUUUAUAUGGUGCAUAAUUAUCGGUAUGGAAUUUCGGGGGGCCAAAAUGAAGUUGAUAUCUCUUUGUGAAAUGUCCCAGUGAUAGAGGGUGAUGAGAGGUGAUAGAGUGUAUUUGCUGGAUUUUUUUAAUAUGUAAAAGCUAUAAAGCUUGUAUAUAUCUUAGGUGCCAAUAUCAAGCAGUACUAAACAGUCCGAAUAAAUUAAGUCCCAUAUAUGUGAUACAGUUAUUUUUUGAAAUUGUCUAAAUAAACAGAUUUCAAACGGAUUCAGGGGAGAGCAUACAGGGCGAUGUUCAACUCCUGUCCAUUGGGUACAUGCUUAUUAUUGCUUAUGUGGCUAUCAUGCUUGGAAAAUUCACACGCCUAAACGUUAAGGUAGGAUGUGGAAAGCCUUUAAAUGUUGUUACUAUCAUCGUGCAUGAGAAUUCAUAAUACCAUCCAACCUCCAUGUGUGACUCCCUCCCAUAAGCAACCACCUUAUACCAAAACACCAAUGUUUUCCCUUCGAAGCGUUACAGUUGAAACCUCUUGUAAACGAUCACCUGCUGUAAGCAACCAUGGCCAAAUUUACUGUUAACUUACUUUUUUUAAUUCUCCAUUGUUUUUAACCUACUGUACUAUGCUACUUAGAAUAUAAGAAGACGUUUUAGCCACAAUGUGGAACUACACUUAUUACAACGCAAAAAUUGCAUGUUAUAAAUCAUCUUCCAUAAAGAAGAUAAUUAAUUAUCUUCCGUAAAGAGGAUGCGUUGGGAUCUCUUCUUGAAAAAGACUUUUUAGUCAACAAUGUAUUUAUGUAGAUUUUAAGUACAUGUACAUUUAACUGAAAUAGAUUUUUAAUUUCUCAAUAGGCAUGGCUGGGAUUGCUGGGAGUCGUGUGCAUUGGUUUGGCAAUUGGGGUGUCAUUUGGGCUUUCCAGUGGAUUUGGUGCUUUUUAUGGCCCUGUUCAUUCAACUUUACCUUUCCUUCUACUUGGUAAAAUCCAACUCACCAUCUUCUCUGUUCUUCUAUCUCGAUUUCACCGAUUGAAACCUACAUCAGCGCGUCAGCGAACACACAAGCUCAAAUUCGUUGAUUGGGAGGCACAUGAAAAAAAGGAUGAAUUAGGUUUCUUGGAAACUGCCCACCUACCCCUCCCCUGAGCCAUCAUUUUUUGCACUAAGGGAGAAGUAAGUGUUAAUGUUAGCUUAGGGAAGAGGUAGGUGGGCAGUUUCCCGGAAACCUAAAUUGAUCCGAAAAAAAAGUGGGUCGAUAAAUCAACCCUUACGGACAAUUUUUCAGUCGUCAAAAAAUGCAGAAAUAAAUUCCAGAUGUGUACGAGAUGCUAUGUACAAGAACUCAGACCAUCACUGAACAUGCAAUCGGACUUAAGUUAUGCUAAGCUUUCCUAUUAAGACAUCUACAGUAGAUAAUAAUGAGGCCUGCACGAAUGCAGUCUAAUUGGUUCAAACUUCAAUUCUUUUAUCACCUUUGAAACUUUACGUUCUUAAGUUUAAAUUGACUCUAAUCCAGAUAAUCAAUCUAACCUCGGAAAGUAACAUUUGCUAAGCAGCACCAAUGUCUUUUUUCUGGGGCGCCCAACAGGCUCAACAAAUCACUGGAAAUUCAUUUUGAAUUUCCCUUCAACCUGGGAUCAAUCUGGUAAAAGUUUUACAAGUGUAAUUUACAAGAGUACUUAGCUAUUGCUUUAGGGUCCGAAAACAAUAGCUAUACUUGUAAAUUACACUUGAAGAGUUUUAUUAAAUCGACCCCUGAUUGGCUAAUCAAAGGGGCAUUUUUAACAGGCCAGUCAUGGCUCUUGGUCAAAUAUUGAUACACAAGUGGGAGCCCAGGAAAUGGAUUUUAGCACUGUUGCACAGAUAGGCUUAAUCGGAAGUUAAGUUCUGUCUAUGGCACAGGCUAAGAAGUGAGAAACUCGAAAAUGAAAGAAGAAAAAUAACUGAAAUAUGUCUCUUUGCAGGUAUCGGAGUUGAUGACAUGUUUGUUAUUGUGCAAGCGUGGAAUAACUUACCUCCAGAUUUCGUCAAAAACCGUGGAGUCCCUGAGGCCAUUGGCGUAGCAUUACAACAUGCUGUAAGUUCAAUUCCUGGUCGAUUUUCCAACAAAUAUAUUUUAGCUUGCUUUGGAACAUACACCGCCUUAUCUUUUACUUCUGACAGUGUCAACACAGCCUUAGCCGUAAUCAGAGUGAUGGAUAUCCUUUAACAAGUACAUAAAAUUGGUUUUGUGUUCCGCAUAAAACAAAAAAGAUAUUAUUUUUAUUAGUGUACGAACCCCUGGAAAACCCCUCCAUGGGUGGACAGGGGGAGAAUAGAAACUUGUGAGGAGCUAGCGUGAUGAAAUGUGAUGAUAAAAUAUAUUGGUUUGUAUAAAAUUUGCCAUGAUUUUCUGUCCUGCAGGGAGUUUCUAUCACGAUAACAUCUUUGACUGAUUUCUUGGCUUUCAUGAUUGGAGCAAGCACUGUGAGUUUUACUAAAUAAACUUGUUCAUGUACGUUAUAAGGUUAGGGUUUUGAAAAGGUGUAUGAAAUAAAUCUUUAUGGUUUUAAUGAGGGCAAAAGUUGGUUUCACAUAUGUGAAACCAACUUUUGCCCACAUAACCUUAUCUUUUUUUGUACUAAGCAGACUUUUUAACGAGAAAGCAUAGUUUAGUUUCUUAACUGCAACUGAAACAAGUUCGUCCUUCAAAAAUCUCCCGAUCAUAAGUCAUAGUCUCGGAUUAAACUCACCGUUAAAGAAUUGUUCUUGAAACAUGCCAGUGGAAUCAGUCAGUGACUUAACUUUGUACUGACGCUUGAAAGUUUGCGACUCUGCCAGGUGGAGUGAAUAUCAGACAACUUUUAAGAGGUCACUUGCCCGUUUCUGUUGUAGGUUAUUUCAUUAGUAAGAUAUUCUGUUAUAGGGUCUUAUAGACAGUGCGCAGAAAAGAAAUGUCCGUAAAAUGUGAUCGACGAUAUAGAAAAGUUUGCAACUCGGGGCACAGAAAAGUGUCCGUUGUCCACAUUAACGGUGUCCACAAUAAGCGGGGUAUUUUUAGAAAAUAUAAAUUAGCCUUCCGCUGGGACAAAUGAAACUGUCCAUAUAUAUGGGUGUCUGUAGAGCAGAGUACCACUGUAUUUGUUUUUACUUAGUGUAGUCUGUGUUUUAAUUUUCUUUGUAAUUUUUAUUGUUUUUCUUUAGAUUUUACCAGCCUUAAGAUCAUUUUGCAUUUUUGCUGGAAUAGGUAAGUCAGCAUAAGAACAAAGCACAUUUUUUUUUUCAACCGGUUGAAAUUUAGUUGUUGUGUUGAACCUGUUAUUUUUAUAACUUGAGUCGAGGUGACAGUAUUAACUUGUUGCCUAGCAACAUUCAUAACUCGCCCUCCCUUCCACAGGUUAAAUCGUCCCUUCAACAGUUCUUUUUGGAAAGGUGACUUGAGGGUUAAUAAAUCCGACAUAUUGUUGAUUCUAUUUUAGCUAGAUAUUUUUUUUCUUAAUUCAUGUUUAACAGCAUUGUAAUUUUUUAUAUCUUAUUGUAAUUUUAAAAGGAGUAAGAACGCUGUAAAUUGAUUCUGAAAAUUCCUCCGUGCAGAGUCAAUAAAGUCAUUUGUAUUUGUGUAAAUUAUGAUUAUUAUUUUGGCUCUCUCUUUCAGGAAUUUUAGCAGACUUUGCUCUUCAAGCCACACUGUUUACAGCGUUCUUGGCUUUAGAUGCCCGGAGGUACAGUUCUUAACCUUUUCAAUCCUAGACAUGUUAUACAUACACGUGAACAAAAUGUUAUGGUGUCACCAUUCAAAUGAUUUCUUUUUUUUAUCAUUAUUAUUUUGGCGGAGGGCUUAGGAUAAAUUUCACAAAAAGAAAUUAGAUCUUUUAAGUUAGCGGGGGGGGGAGGGGGGGUGUAGGGUAAAUCUCAAUUUUGUUUGUUUGUUUGUGUGUUUGUUUGUUUUGUUUUGUUUUGUUAAGUUUUUUUUGCGCACAGGGUUCGGGCGGAUCGUGAAAAAAGUAAUGAAAUUUAAGACUUUCAUUUUCUAAGCUUGGGAGGUUAUGGAAUAUAAUUGUGCGUCACGAAAAGUCAUGGAAAAUCAUAGUUGUAUUUGGUUGGAACUGCAGAUGACAACGAAAGGAUAAAGCUUACAAAAUAAAGACUAGCUUUUUAACAGUCCGGACUGAGUUUCCAGUUGUGUCUGUUUAACUGCGUGAAGUCAGGAAAAAAAAGGAUAGGUUUGAACUUUUUCAAAGUGACAGCCAAACUUAAAGUCGUGGAAAAUUGGAAAACGUCAUGGAAAAAGUUGUGGAAAAACAUGGAAGUAGUGAAGAGACUUUUAAAAUAGAGCACGAACGUUGUUUUUGUAGCUGGAACUAAGAGGCUUAAUUUUUCAAGGAGUCAAGAAAAUACGGUAUCUCAUAAAAACUUUCCCUGAGAAAACAGUCGACAUUUCAUGACCAGCGCGGUUUUCCUGCGAAAUGACGUCUGAGAAAAGAGCGCGGAAAUUCUAUACUGAUGACGUGUCACUACGUAGACCUAAGUAGUGCUUCCGAUUGGGCCAGCCGCAAGGGUAGUUUGCUUCAACCAAUCAGAAUCACUAUCCUGAUCUGGUUAGUUACACGCCAUGAACAUGAAAUUUCUGUGGGCGUUCCUCAAGUGUCAUUUCGUGGAUAUGUCGGCUGUAUACUCAGGCGAGUAAAAAUUGAUAAUUAAUUGAUUAUCUGUAGGCAGGGAAAGAAACGGGAUGGCUGCUGCUGCUGUAUCAGACUGAGAGAUGAUUACACCGAAUCAGAGUGUGGUAAGAGGGAUCUUCUACAGGAGAUAAUGGACAAGUAUUUUGGACGAGUCUUGCUGUCUCUUCCAGGAAAGGUAAAUGCUUUCGUUUGAUCCAAUUUAAAGGAGUUAACAACUAAUGGCGCCUUCAGUGCUAGUGGUUCGCUGUUGUUUGCUAUGCGCAUGCCCGUUCGCUACGUCUUUCACAUGACUCGUUGGCGUGUGGAGGUCUCCCUCGUGCAGCUUUUUUUCAUGCCAUGAGGUUUCCUUCAGCUAGCUUUUCUUCCCCCCCUUGCCCCCUACCACCUCCCUGUUGUUCUUCCUUUACAAAUUUACUUUUAAGUGUGACAGGUGCAUCUUUUGUUUUUUGUGCGGGGGCUCAUGGCUGGGUUGCGCUGUUGUGCCAGCCAUGGGGGCGUUAUUUCAAUCCAGGGGCUGGCUGCCAAAGGUGGAAGCCCCUGGAUACUCCAGGCACCCAACCUUCAUCUAGCAAUAUAGGUGUUUAAACUUUAAUAGCGCAAAUGUAAUAAAAUAAAUGAAUUACAGGCUCAACUUUCUCUAAGAUGUCAGUCCGCUAGGAUCUUUUAGUAAAGCUGCAACGAUACAUCAAUUUGUCGGUGAGCCGCGAUAUUUCUUCUAACCAUACGAAUAUCGUUAUUGGAAUAAGGUAUCGCGAUAUUUCGAUAGUUAUUUUUUACAUUACUGAUAUGCUCUAUGGCGACAAAUUUGUAAAAUCACUGUCUUUAUUAUUUCUUCUCAAACUCAUUAAUAAUUCAUUAAGAAAAUACAAAGGAAAUUAAAGUUUAAUGAUUGUUUGGAAAUCAGAUGAAAAACUGCUCAUUUUUGCAUCCUUAAUUUCUCCUUCAAAAACAUUGAGAAGUAGUAUCAAGCAUUCGACACAGUAUUACAUAACCAGAUGAAACACCUCGAAGUUCGUCAAAAUACUCCGCGGCGCGUCGUAUUUUCAAUUCUUUUCUCAGUGUUUCAUCUGGUGAUGAAACCCUGCGUCUCAUGCUUGAUAAAUUACUUACCCAUUCUCUACACGAUAACGACAAUCCUUCGUUUUCAAAAAUCUCCACUCCGCGGACCGUUGUUAAAAACCUGCUUCUCUGGUGUCCGAAAGCGCUUUUUACUUUUGGCCGGAAGGCUAAAACGGAGAAAAAAUCCGGAUACCUGUGGACGUGGCCUUAAUUGCUAAAAAUCCCUCUUUUUUCCUAUCCUUCUGCAGAUUAUAGUGAUGAUCAUUACCGCUGGAUUGUUUGGUUUUAAUUUAUAUGGAACUCUGAUGAUGGAGCAGUUUACUGAUCAAAUUUGGUUUUUGCCGCCUGAUUCGAUGGGUUACAAAUACGAGAUGGCAAACCGUGAGGUAUCUUUAAUGUACCAAUAAUCUAAAACUUUUUACUUUUGUUAUUAAUAGUACACAUUACUGAGAACCUCUGCGCAAAAAAGUUUGAUUUAAACACAAUGUGCUUUUCUUAGAAUAUUUGCUUUUUGGAACGUUUAAAUUUGCUGUCAUUUUGGCACAUUCAAGGUGGUUUAAUAACAUGAGCUCCGGUUGUUCAAAGUUAGAUAACGCGAUUCAAGAAUUCAAAAUUCAAAAGGUUUAAUUCAGAAAAAAUUCCUAUUCUUAGUUUUUAAAAUGCUGAAUUAAGUGUGCAACUGUUGCUAUAGAUAAGUAAUGCUAAAGAGUUAUAUGGUCAUACCAUAAGAUUUCAUUCACAGACCGGAAAAAUAGAGCUCCAAACUUAACAGCGCCAUGCAUGUGCAGAAAGUAGCACUAAAAAAGAGGUUUCAUUUGAAUGGUCACACCAGUUUGACCAUUGAAGUUGUGCGUUGGACUGUGUCGGUGUAGUGCCGAAUUGCACUAUGGGAUUUUUUUUUUUUUGGGGGGGGGGGCGAAUUUUGACCCAGGUUCCUGCUCAUUUUCGUAAUAGCCAAUAUAAGAAGCGAUCUAAAAAAUCCCAUAGUGCAAUUUGAUACAACACAGACUCGAACGUAAGAAUUACCAAAUUGCUUGUCUCCGCAAUGGAAUUGGGAGAUCAUGUUCAAAGUUAUUGAGUAAUAAAUAAUAAUAAAAUGCGUAUUAAAACUAACGAAAUAAUGCCCCGACGUUUCGGCGACCUCACCUCGGAAUGCUGUACAUCAAACCAUUAAGACCGUCUUUGAACGUGAAAAAGGAUUCAAUGCAUGCUAGAGUCUUUGUCUCGCUGAGUUUUAAAUUUGUGCAAAUUUAGAGUACUUAAGCUCCUUUUGAACUCACAUUAAUUUAUUUCCAUUCCUUGAUAAUAGGGAGCUUAAAUAACUACGACGACGACCACAACGACGACUUCAAAAAAACAAUAGGUUUAAUGAUCAAAACAACAGCUUUGCACGUGCAUCCAGGGUCCGAAAUUAACUUUUUAAUACGGGCGCCAACUGGCGAUCAAGUAUAAAUUUUUGGUCGCCAGAGGGCAAAUUGUGGUCGCCAAAAAUUUCCCCUCCCUUUUUUCAAAUAAAAGUCUAAACACGAACAAAAAAUGCAUGAUAUGGACGUUUUUAUGCUCAAAAAUUGCACCACUUUCGCUCCCGAUACCAGAAAGCAACCGUACGUGUACCAGUGAAGUCUUAUUUUUUCCACGAAUUACUUCUUGGAGAUAUAAAGCUAUCUAACCUAGAACAUAGGAACAGAAAGCUGUCUGCCCACGACUGCACUGAUUAUAUCAAAACUCUAUUUUCUUCCGAUAACUACCACGAAACACGAAACAUAAACACAAGUCAAGCCGCCAUGUUGCUCGUACCAGGCCACAACUGUGCCACAUUACUCGUACCAGUUCACAAAGUACAUAACGUAAUUACCGUAUUUCGGCUGAAAACAACAUGGCGGCUUGGAAAUGUUCAACUCGUAUUGAUCGUAGCUGUUGUGAAGGUAUUAUAACCAGAAGAUUCGUUUCACUUUUAAUCAAAAAAUAUCAGCAGGUCAAAAAGGAAGAGACCUGUUGGCAAAUAGCUUCGAGGUUUCAAUUCUUAAUCAGUUUCUCCCAAACUUAAAGUCCACAAUAACAACCAGCUUUACAAGUCGCUAGCUGGCGACCAGCUAUGAAAUUCUGGUCGCCAGGGCUAAAUUUUUAGUCGCAUUGGCGACCAGGAAGGCGCAAUUUCGCAUCGCGAUUUUAGUACAUUUCUUUGAAAUCCACUGCAGGACUACGACGUGAAACCUAGACCUCGUUAAAACCUCAUUACGGAGGACGUGGACACACAACGACAAAUUUUCCUUCCUCUUUUUGAACCUGAAUAAAAUCCUUAAGAAUUCAACUCCAGGAAAAGUCGCCUGCAUAUGACGUAUUGAGCGGGGCCAAAUAGACGCGAUUAAGUUUGAAAGAACGUAAAUUCACUUUUUUACCGGCGUUUUCACUGGCGUCGUCCUUGCUUAAGGUCUCUAAUGGCGUCAUGGGGUCGCCGAAAGGUCGAGACAUUAUUUCCUUAGUUUUUACAGAGAACUGACAUCAUUUACUUGCAGCGCCUUAAAGAUAUUGUGUUGAACUUAUUGUGGUCAAUAAUGUUUUGCAGUUUUUCCCAGUGGAUGGCGCUCAGUCAAGCAUCUACACAGGUAAAAUGAUAGGAAGUAACUUUGCCAAAUGGAUUCUCGAGCCUGUUGAAUAUUAGUCUCCCUCGCAGCCAUUUUUGUCUCGUCACGCAACGCUUGUCCCCAUUUUGUUGAUGUACUUUCAUUAAAUGUACACGUAAAAGUUUCCUUUCUUUCCUGCUAGCAGACGCCCUUGUUCUUUUGCAUUCGAGGAGCUGACGAGAAGGAUUACAAGAAACCGUCACUUUGUUAGUUAGAGAUCUCUGUUUACUCACUUUCGCGCGGUAAGAAGACUGAGCACUAAAAAAUAAAACAGCCAAUCAGACAAAAGUCUCCUUUGUUCAUCACGUGACGGUUUGGUCGCUUGAUAGCCGUGUACAUGCUCAGCACAGUCUGUUUCGACCCAGGUCUCUUUCCUUCCUGCUCAUCACCUUAGCAGCAAGUACUAAAGAAACGAGGCCUCUGUUAGCAGGGAAUUUUCUUUCGUGGGCUGUUUAGCAAAUUUCCCGAUGGCUGAUUCCACAGGAAAUUAAUUAAUUUAUGUUAACACUGACAGUUUCCUUUUAUUGCUUAUUUAGUUUACUUUAUUUACUUUGAAUUUAUUCUCAUACAGCAAAGUUCGAUUAUUAUGCAAACCAAGGCAAACUUCACCAACUUCAUGAUGUUGUUGUCAAUGAUCAGUAUGUGGUCACCACCUCAUUGAAUAGUUGGUACGAGGAGUACAUCAAGUGGGCCAGACGAAACAAACCUGGACAAGAGUUCGACCAGAGCUCAACUCCAUGUUAGUUACUCAAUUUGUCUGUUUUGCGGUGGAUAGCCUGCUAGCAUGGUCUUCAUGUAUGGCGAACGAAGCGAACCCGCGAGAGAACGCGCAAGCGAGCGGCGAAGCCGCGAGUUGCGGAAGAAAGGAGAGCUUGCAAAAAUCUCUUAUAAAUUUUCAUUUCUGCUUCACCCGGGAUUGUGCAUGUGCGUUACUGACAGGACGUGUCUUUUUACGCUCCCAGUAUAAUGUAAUAGACACGUCUCCAUACUACCUGCCUCGAUUAGCUCUACUAUUUUGCAGGUAGUCUGUAUUUGUAAUUUAUUUACUGUGGAUGUAAACAAANAACUCCAUGUUAGUUACUCAAUUUGUCUGUUUUGCGGUGGAUAGCCUGCUAGCAUGGUCUUCAUGUAUGGCGAACGAAGCGAACCCGCGAGAGAACGCGCAAGCGAGCGGCGAAGCCGCGAGUUGCGGAAGAAAGGAGAGCUUGCAAAAAUCUCUUAUAAAUUUUCAUUUCUGCUUCACCCGGGGUUGUGCAUGUGCGUUACUGACAGGACGUGUCUUUUUACGCUCGCAGUAUAAUGUAAUAGACACGUCUCCAUACUACCUGCCUCGAUUAGCUCUACUAUUUUGCAGGUAGUCUGUAUUUGUAAUUUAUUUACUGUGGAUGUAAACAAAUAAAGCUUCUCCUUCUUGACGAAGCAAAAUACCAUUGGCUGAAAAAUUAUGCACCGUCAAAUGAUUUUUAGAAACACGCCCUUCGCAUUCGUGUCUCCUUUCACGUGCUUCUCUCGCGUGACUUCUCACGACUUCCCCAAAUGGAGAGCUUGCUCGCAGGCUAGCGGUGGUACGGCUCAGCGCAAUAUAGAUUAACAGUAAAACGGGAAAGUGCUGUGCAGUAGUUUCAUUUGAAUAAUCUGGCAAUACUAAGAAUUUCAUUUUCAGACUCGAAAACGUUAGAAGAGAAACACCUUAUAUGCCAUUAAAAACAGUACCGAAGAAAAGUACUGCCCAGUAGCUUUCAUUUGAAUGGUUGCACUGAAGGAUUUCAUCCACAGAUUCUGAUAUUAUAACCACCUGAUACAGCAUAAUAAACAGUACCACAGGAAAGUACUGCUCAGUAGCUUUCAUUUGAAUGGUGUCACUGAAGGAUUUCAUCCACAGAUUCAGAUAUUAUAACCACCUGAUACAGCAUAAUAAACAGUACCACAGGAAAGUACUGCUCAGUACCUUUCAUUUGAAUGGUUGCACUGAAGGAUUUCAUCCACAGAUUCAGAUAUUAUAACCACCUUGCACAGCAUAAUAAACAGUACCACAGGAAAGUACUGCUCAGUAGCUUUCAUUUGAAUGGUUGCACUGAAGGAUUUCAUCCACAGAUUCAGAUAUUAUAACCACCUGAUACAGCACAAUAAACACUACCACAGGAAAGGACUGCUCAGUACCUUUCAUUUGAAUAGUCAAACUAAGGAUUUUAUCUAAUAUAGACUCAACAGUUAGUUGGCCAGUUUACAAAUGUCCUUUUGACCAGCAGCUUUCAUUUGAAAGGUUACACGUUAGGAUUUCAUCUACAGACUCUAAAGAUAGAACCACCUUGUACAGCACAAUAAACACUACCACAGGAAAGGACUGCUCAGUAGCUUUCAUUUGAAUAGUCAAACUAAGGAUUUUAUCUAAUAUAGACUCAACAGUUAGUUGGCCAGUUUACAAAUGUCCUUUUGACCAAGUAAUUGAAUAGAACUUAUUUCUAUUUUAGGGAAGAUACGCAACAAGAGUAAAUUCCACGAAUGGCUUUCAGAAUUUGUUAAAGGACCAGGAAUCAGUUACCAAAAAGAUAUUCAGUUCAAAAAUGUCAGCGGACAACAACACCCCGAGAUCAAGGUAACUUUAAAUAUUUUCAAAACAUGAGUAAUAUUUUCCCAGAAUUGCGAAAAUGCACGCAAAUGUCUGUAACUCCCCACUUCAGAAACUUUAAGGAGACUGGGUACAAGCUUUUGGUGCAGUGAUUUCUGGGAUUGUUUGGGUAGACAAGCGUUAGUUAUGAUUGGUCGAUGCGGUAUCCAAGGCAACCAUUAACCAAUAAGUAACGCCUGUCCACCCAAACGAUCCCAGGAAUCAUUGCGCUGAAAGCUUGUACCCAUUCGCCCUUAGCGAGUGGAAUUUCGAUCGCGCAAUUUCCGUAGGAAAGGAAGAAAUUCGCAGUUUUAUCAUACGUCCAGCCUUUUCCUCGCUUUAUCAGAAGGGCCAGGUUUCUAAGCGCAUAACUGUUAAAUGGUGUAUUCUUUACAUAGUAACGUUGCGCAAUUUAUUAACCGGAAGUGGCACGUCACCACCACUCUUGUUCCAUGUAAGGGAAUCCUUGGCUUCAAGAUUCCACGCCGGGGAUUCCGGAUUUCAGUUACUGGAUACCGGAUUCUUGUCAAUGGAACUUGAACUCCGGAUUCCGGAUUUUUAAUCGUUAUCGGGAUUCAAGAUUCCACUUAGCAAAAUUUUUUUUCUCGCAUUUCAGAAUCCGGAUCACAAUCAAUGGGACGAAUUGCCACUCACGCAAUGUCCUUUAUCGCCACUGAUUUUUCCUUUUUCUUUCAACAGGCAAGUCGCUUCAAUUUUAGACACAUAGAUAUGGACUCUACACAAACAGAGGCAAAAGCUAUGGACGAUUUGCGUGAGAAGAUGGAAAAGGUGUUUGCUGAUGACUUGGCUUUUCCAUAUUCACGGUUCUAUCUGGGAUGGGAAACAAAUAAGGUAUUUAUAAAAGUAAUAAGAACGAAUGGUUGCUUAAUGCGACCAAGUUUCGGGCUUGUUAUCGAAGGUCAAAACGCUCUUGCCCUUAUGGUUAACUUUGCGUGAGUAUAACGUGAUAGUAGGUCAAAACGCCCGUGAUCAGAUUACCCAAACUAGUGGCGGAUCCAGGGUAGGGGCCCGGGGGACUCGGCCCCAUUCCCCCCUUAUUUUUAGACCAAACUGAGGAAUGAAGGGCCAAAAACAUUUUUUGGAGACCGGGCCCCCUCCUUAUCUCAGGUUCUGGAUGACCACCCUCAAUUACCUGAAGGUCUGGAUUCGCCACUGCAAACGCGAGUCGGAUUGUGUUCAUUGUAAGUGAGGAUCUUAAUGACCGCUGGCUUCAUGCGGGCUCCUGGUCGCCCGCAAUAAAAUUUUACUGAAUGGUCUUUUGGAUCUUUGUCAAAACAAUGUUUUAAGACGCUACUCUUAAUAUCGUCCCCAUUAACCCCUGCAUGUAGGUAACGGUUUUACAAGUUCAGGUAAAAGUUCGCCUUCGUUCCCAAAGACUUUCCUCGAAGGUGUGGUUUAUCGAAGAAACUGCUUACUUCUUGCAUCUUUGACUGUAAAACAACGUGCGCGAUCAUGAGAAAGGAAGUUAAGACCGUACGGUCACACCAUAGGAUUUGUUUCACAGACUGAAAAGGUAAAUCGUCAUUCUACAGCGUAAUAUACUGUACCACAGGAAAGUACUGCUCAGUAGCUUUCAUUUGAAUGGUCACACUCUUAGAACUCAAAUGUUAUUACCACCUGGUCAGAGUAACACUGAUAUUACGUAAAAGCGCGACAUGAAAGUAAUGCUCCGUCGCGUUUAUUGAAAUGGUUACUACAGAAUUACUGGAACCGGGACGAAACCGCAAAGGUUGAGGCGAAGUAUGUAGUGAAAUUUGUCCUUAUUUCAGGUUAUUUCAGAGGAACUCUUUCGUAACAUGGCCCUCGCUCUGAUGGCUGUAUUCCUAGUCACGCUUGUUGUUCUCGCAAACAUUUGGACGUGCCUCAUGGUCUUUUCUUGUGUAGGCUUUACUCUGGUAAGUUUUUUGACUACAGCUGAUUGCAUGUUUGCAGAUGGCGAAUAACAAAACCACUUUCGAGUUUUGUUGUUUCCCGCCAUUUUUGUAAGAAGGCUUUGAUUGAUGCCAUAUUUAUUGUUGUCUGUUUAGCGUACUAUACUUAGGGACGUAGAUGUUUCUGUUUCUGUUUUCACAGCCAAGUGGCAGUCAUAUUUUCUACUUAUUUAUUUGAAACCCAUUUACCUGAACGGUCAAAAUGACCGGCCAGCUGAAAGUUUGUCCGGACAAAUGGUCAUCUUGGCCGGACAUUGUUCGUUGACCGGCCGAUAUUUUGAGCCUUGUUUACGAAGAAAGAGGUACGCAAGGCGUGAGUGUCUUAUCUACCACGCCUUUCGGUCUCGGGGGAAUAAUAUCCUCCUCUAUCUGUAUAAUUCUUGUCAUCACUCUCGCUCAUUCAAUGUCUGUUAAAAUCGUUUUGAAAGUUUAAAUUUGCUGUCGAUGCACGACCUGUUACGAAAAAAGAAGUACGCAAGGCGUGAAUGUGUUACUUACAUUAAGACUUGUUAUAGGUCAGUAUUACUGGUACAAUGCAGUUCUGGGGCCUGACCAUUGAUACUGUGAACACCAUCAUUCUGGUACUGGCUGUUGGUCUGUCUGUGGAUUAUGCGUCUCAUGUUGCGCACACAUUCAUGAUUAUAUCUGGCACACGAUACGGUAGGUUUUUUGACAGCCUUUCACUGUUACUGCUUCAUAUUAAACCACUCUAUUAUAUCCCAAAUAUGUAAGUAGAGUGAACUUUGACUCAACAUACCGUAAAAUAAAAGUUGAAAAUACCCUAUUAAGGUUUCUUCCACUUAAAUAUUCUGCUACUUGAACAGAGAAUCGCAAAAAUUAGUUCCCACCAGAAAUUUCAGUCAUCUCGAACCGCAUCUUGUUCCCGCAAACCACAAAAAAUCGCCAAUCCGCAAAAUAAACUCCCACAAAAUUUUCAUGCUACACGGUAAUAAUAUGAUCAAGUCAAUAGGCUAUUUUGGGGUUGCCCCUAGCCUCUGUUUCAAAGCGAGGCUAAGUGCAAAGCCAUUGAUUCUCAUGCAAAUGAAACCCUCAAGGUUUUCAACUUGGCCUCGAUUUGAAAGUGAGAGGUUUUGGAACUCGAAAAUGGCCUAUACCAUAUGGCGUCGACGUUAAUGAGAAUCCCCGUUUAAAAUAACUGUGUGAAAGAUGCCCUGUACACCAUCCUCGGAGACCCAGGGGCAGUCAGUCGGGUCCGGAGAAAGGGCGGGACGAAAGUUUUGAAGUACGGGCGAAAGAGCUCCUUCGCCCGUACUUGAAAACUUUCGUUCCGCCUUUUCUCCCGACCCGACUGACUGCCCCUUGGUCUCCGAGGAUGGGUACACAGGUGAAAAAUAUGCUGAAGGGUCCCUUUUUGAUGAGAGACAUUGUUUUUCUUUGUAGAUCGCGCCCGCGCAACCUUGCGCGAUAUUGGACCAGCAGUAUGGAACGGUGGUUUUAGUACAUUUUUAGCCAUUGUGCUACUGGCGUUUUCCAAUUCGUACGUUUUCAAGACUUUCUUUAAGGUAAAUAGAGGUGAUAUGGGCUCUCCUUGCUGGAUAAUUUGGAUGGUGGAUACGGUUUUGCUUUGGCUGUAAGGGGGGUAAGAAAUAUAUGUUUCGCCGGGCUGAAAUAUAUGUUUCGUGAACACAAGACAACGACUUUCUUUUCCUUUUUCUUUUUCCAGAAAGAUUUGCCAACAUUUGACGAAUUGAACGAGUUGAAUAAGCGCGAUAAAGUUUGAGGAAGCGCGAUUUCAUUUUUUAAGUGACGUUUUUGUAGCCGUUGCCGUCGCCGUCGUUGUUAGUCAAGCUCCCUAUUAACCAAGAAAAAAUAAUCUACACGGGCUUUAAUGAGACGUGGAUAUGGUGUUUCUUUUUAAACAGUCGGCCGUACUUUUUAGACCAUGAUCCAUCCUUAAUUGUUCUUUCCUUUUACAGUCUUGUCAGAUUAGUGACAAACCGGGGAGCUGGUGAAAGUUGCCUUAAAUUACCGAUGCCACCUUCCUUUUGCAGGUGUUUUUCUGUGUAGUCUUUUAUGGAAUGUUUCACGGAUUGUGCUACCUUCCCGUGAUCCUCAGCGCGAUUGGGCCUUCACCUUAUGAGUCUGCGAAGGAGCACGAUCACAAAAAUGGCCGUUUGUCCCCAGUCCAUCCGGCUGGUUUGCCGGGAGACAAUGCUAGUUAUGAAUUAGCUGUUGCCAAUGGCAAGAAGCCCGUGAGUAAUGGAACUCAGAAUGGCGGAUAUCCCAUCUCACCUCCGGACUACGAUGGUACGUACUGCAAGUGAAGAUCGCCCUAUCCCCUCCCCUACCCCUUUUAACUGACCCCGAGACUGAACAGAGGAUAGUUAAGGACUGAGAAAAUCCACUUUCGUAAUCUAUAUUAUAUGUUUAGUACAUGUUCCUUUAGGCGGCGUGUUCAUUUACCGUCCUUCGACUUUCUUGCUUUUCCCGAAAAAAAAAAAACGCCUUCUCGCAGGUUAGAUUUGUUUUUUAUCUUGGGCCGUAUGACCUCCAACUUCCUCUGAUCGAGCUUUUCUAUUUUCCGCUCUAGUUUCUUUUUUGUCUUUUUGCAGUGGGGAAUUGAUUCCCCCCCCCCCAUCCCCCGCCUGCUUCGCUUCGUAUGGCUUAAGUGACUUUUUUUUCCUUCCCCACCCCCCCCCCUGAAAAUUAUGGUAAAGUCAGGCCUUCCCCGACCACCACCCCUUUUAAGCAACAAAGCUUGAUUAAUAUACAGGGAUGGACAUUAAAUUUGAACUGGAGUGACAUAAAAGUAAAGACAAAGAAUUGACACUGUUGUUUAUGAAUAUAUUCAAUGUUUUCGGACUCAGUACACUGUUUUUUUUCUUUUUUCGACUUGUCACGCGCUUAAAACAUUAUAAUUAUAGAAACUGUCUGAAAGGAAACAAAAGUUACUUCGAGUUAGCGGGAGGUUCGAGUUUUAUAGUAAAUGUAUGAUGGAAAUCCAAGGGAAAUUGACUUUCGUUCGAGUUGUCGGGAGUCAACUGUAAGUGUUUAUUGCGAAAGCGUAUGAAUCGCAGACGGAAAACUUGUACGCAACAGAGGCAACACAAGUUUUGUGUUGAAGGGGUGUUCACUGACUCCACCUUAAAAUAUCUGUUUGUUUGACAGGAAUUGAAACCAGAAACUUGCCAACCAGCCCUCGUAGUGUGAGCCCCCAGGUUAAUGAAGGCUUUCGAUCAAGUGUGGGCGCUGACCUAGACAAAGCUUGA
Messenger RNA from Porites evermanni, 24004 nucleotides. The record is from the annotation of a GenBank genome assembly. Lineage: Eukaryota; Metazoa; Cnidaria; Anthozoa; Scleractinia; Poritidae.